Messenger RNA from Glarea lozoyensis ATCC 20868, 1908 nucleotides. Its product is annotated as Ribonuclease H-like protein. Gene Ontology annotation, cellular component: nucleus. Bases 1 to 1908 code for a protein of 635 amino acids. The transcript has a single exon. The record is from RefSeq and is a predicted model, not a curated record. Lineage: Eukaryota; Fungi; Ascomycota; Leotiomycetes; Helotiales; Helotiaceae. Gene Ontology annotation, molecular function: nucleic acid binding; exonuclease activity.
AUGUUCAAAUCCAAAGGCUUGUUCUCUGAAAUUCAAUGUCCAUACGAAGAGACAUGUGUACUUCCAAGGUGCAUAUUUGCGCAUCCAAAAAGUUCAUUCUCUCCACUCGCAACGGGAAUCAAAGGCUCUUCGAGAAUUCAAGCAGAUGGGGGAGUAUCGGAAAGAAGCAGCAAAAGACAGAAACUGGAUAAUGAGAAAGACGAUUUGCGGUCUUCACCACGGGAAGCCGUCAAACCUGCAGCUUUCACUGGUAUCCGUGUAACAAACGAACCACGCAAAGAUGCUGCACCGACCAAAGGGAAGCGGCCAUCGGAUUCUUUAACUCGAUCAGUAUCUCCACCUCCAAUACGGAGGAAGAUUGAAGAUGGAAAAGCUAUACCAGUCAAACAACAAACAAACAUUUCUGGGUCACGCACAACGAGCACGAGCCCAACAUCUACCCCAACAAGGCCAUCCGCCGCAACAAAACCACCUGCCAAAGCCGUCGUAAAGAAGGAAGGUCUAAACCCUCGUCCUCUCAAACAAGCUCCGGCCGCUCAUGAUAUGAGAUUCCGCCUUUUACGGGCUCUUCAUGAGCAGCUAAAACGUCUGAAUGCUGAAUUAAAUAAAGACGCAAACCACGAUGAGGAGUCACUCGUGCUCUCUGAGCAAGCCGUUAUAACCAUGGCAUUAGAUUUGGAAGAGGAAGCAGCUUUACAACCGACUGUCUACUCCAACCUAGUGAAAAAUAAGGUCCUUCUCUACAAACGAAUGACAGUAUCCCAAUGGAAAACUGAACGUCAAUCCGACCUUGCUAAAGCCAAAGCACUUCAAGAAGCAUCUACCCUCUCAAAACCCAAACCCACCGAAAAGCCAAAAGAAAUCACCACAGGUCUCACAACCGCCCAAGAAAUAGCCUUCCUCCCCCGUCUCCUCACCCCGACCACAGCCCUCAAAUCCCACGGCUACGUAAACACCAUCCCCACCCCCUCCGAAAUCCAAACCGCAAACCUCGGCGUCGAAGCCUCCAAAGGCUGGGAAGUCUGCGAUCGUUGCAAAUCCCGCUUCCAAGUCUUCCCAUCUCGGCGUCCCGAAGACGGCGCCCUAGCCACCGGAGGCACCUGCACCUACCACAACGGCAAACCCUUCUGGAGCGACGCCUCGGCCACAGAUGCCACGGUCAAAAAACAGAAGAAAUGGCGUUGUUGCGGGGAAGUCAUCGGUGAUUCUCCUGGGUGUACCACAGCCGCCUGUCACGUUUUUAAAAUCACCGAAGUCAAACGUCUCGCUGCGAUUCUGAAUUUUGUGGAGACACCCAAGGUAAAAGGCAAGAAGGAGAAUGGUCCGGUCUGUAUAGAUGGCGAAAUGGGGUAUACAGUCCACGGCCUCGAACUUAUUCGUCUAACCGCUACAUCCUGGCCGAGCGGCACCGCCCUCUUCGACGUUCUCGUCAAACCAGUCGGUGCGAUUCUUGACCUCAAUACCCGGUUCUCGGGCGUCCAUCCAGAAGACUACACCACCGCCCCCGCCUACUCUUCUUCCGCACCGCCAGAUAAUCUUCAACUCCUCCCCUCCAUUUCCGACGCCCGCGUUCUCCUGUUCUCAUAUCUCUCCCCUGACACACCACUCAUAGGCCACGGUCUCGAAAACGAUCUCAACGCCACGAGAGUGAUACAUCCGACGAUCAUCGACACAGCGCUGCUGUUUCCGCAUAAAGCGGGUUUACCGUACAGAAACGGGUUGAAAGUGUUGAUGAUGCAGUAUUUGGGACGCGCCAUCCAGGGGGGUGAACAUGAUAGUAAGGAGGAUGCUAAUGCGGCGGGGAUGUUGGUUCGAUGGAGGGUUGGGGAGGAGUGGGCCGGAUUAAGGAGGAGGGGGUGGAGUGUUAAUGGGGUGAAGUUUUCGGAGGGUGGUGAGGGAGGUGGAUGA